UGGGGCAGGCUCGGCCCAGGGUGUGCGUGUGCGUGUGCGGGGCAGCUACGUGUGCAAAUGCACGUGCCUGUGCAGGGCAAGUGCAUGCGCGGGGCAAGUGCGUGUGCAUGUGUGUGAACCGGGCAGGUACGUGUGCAGCUGUGUGUGCAGGGCAGGUGCGUGUGCUGCUGUGCGCGCGCGUGUACAGGCCAGGGGAGAGCCCCGUGGCCCCGGCGGGGCGGGCGGGCCCGGCCUGCAGCCGCCCGCCCGCGUGGUGCAGCGCGGCGCCCGCGCCUGGAACCAGGAGGCUGCUGGGCCGGAAGCCCCGCCCGCGCGCGCGCCCCUGUCCCCGCCCGCCCGGUGGAGCGGCUGCUGGCGCGGCGCGGCGCGGCUCGGCACGGCGGCGCACGGGCGCAGGCGAGCGGGCGGAGCAGCGGACGGCGCCCAGGCCGCCCCACGCGCCGGGCUCGCGGCGGAGCGCGCCGGACUGGUCGGGGCCCGCGGCCGCCCGCGCCUUUCAAUGGGCAGCUCGCACUUGCUCAACAAGGGCCUGCCGCUUGGCGUCCGACCCCCGAUCAUGAAUGGGCCCAUGCACCCCCGGCCCCUGGUGGCGCUGCUCGACGGCCGGGACUGCACGGUGGAGAUGCCCAUCCUGAAGGACGUGGCCACUGUGGCCUUCUGUGAUGCGCAGUCCACGCAGGAGAUCCACGAGAAGGUGCUGAACGAGGCGGUGGGCGCGCUCAUGUACCACACCAUCACGCUGACGCGGGAGGACCUGGAGAAGUUCAAGGCACUCCGGAUAAUUGUGCGGAUCGGCAGCGGCUUCGACAACAUCGACAUCAAGUCGGCCGGGGAUUUAGGCAUCGCUGUCUGCAACGUGCCGGCAGCGUCCGUGGAGGAGACUGCCGACUCCACCAUGUGCCACAUUCUGAACCUGUACCGCAGGACCACCUGGUUGCACCAGGCACUGCGGGAGGGCACCCGGGUCCAGAGCGUCGAGCAGAUCCGGGAAGUGGCCUCCGGAGCCGCCAGGAUCCGCGGGGAGACCUUGGGCAUCAUCGGACUGGGUCGCGUGGGGCAGGCAGUGGCGCUACGGGCCAAGGCGUUCGGCUUCAACGUGCUAUUCUACGACCCCUACCUGUCGGACGGCACGGAGCGGGCGCUGGGGCUGCAGCGGGUCAGCACCCUGCAAGACCUGCUGUUCCACAGUGACUGUGUGACCCUGCACUGUGGCCUCAACGAGCACAACCAUCACCUCAUCAACGACUUCACCGUCAAGCAGAUGAGACAAGGGGCCUUCCUGGUGAACACGGCCCGGGGCGGCCUGGUGGAUGAGAAGGCCCUGGCCCAGGCGCUGAAGGAGGGGCGGAUACGCGGUGCGGCCCUGGACGUGCACGAGUCAGAGCCCUUCAGCUUCAGCCAGGGCCCCCUGAAGGAUGCGCCCAACCUGAUCUGCACCCCCCAUGCGGCCUGGUACAGCGAGCAGGCGUCCAUCGAGAUGCGUGAGGAGGCGGCCCGUGAGAUCCGGAGAGCCAUCACAGGCCGGAUCCCAGACAGCCUGAAGAACUGCGUCAACAAGGACCACUUGACGGCUGCCACCCACUGGGCCAGCAUGGACCCGGCCGUCGUGCACCCUGAGCUCAAUGGGGCCGCCUACAGCAGGUACCCCCCAGGCGUGGUGGGCGUGGCCCCCAGCGGCAUCCCGGCUGCCGUGGAAGGCAUUGUUCCCAGCGCCAUGUCCCUGUCCCAUGGCCUGCCCCCCGUGUCCCACCCACCCCACGCCCCUUCUCCCGGCCAAACCGUCAAGCCCGAGGCGGAUCGAGACCACGCGAGUGACCAGUUGUAGCCCGGGCAAGUUCUGCAGCCUUGGUCGGUGGGGCCGUGCCCUCGGACAGGCAGGUGCAGAGGUGGCCUGCAGGUGGCCACGCGUUCCAGAGACUGUCCAGGCUCUGGGUGGCCGAGAGGUGGCGCCCAGCCUCCCCACGUUGACUGUAGUUGUCCCGUCCCGAAGGCCGGCCGCUGCCCUGUGUCCUUUGCGUCCUCGUUAAGCAAGACAAGUUAGUAGUUAACCCUCUCAUGAAUGUCCGUGUCCGUGACCAGUCUCUAGAACAUCACAAAGGAUUUGUUUGCUUAGCUGUCAGCCGGAGAGCCGAGGGAGCCCUCAGCAAGUCCGUGUCAGGUUAUUUUUCCUUUUGUAUGUUGGAACGGGCCUGGAAUGAGGCAGUUGGCAAACUUCUCAGGACAAUGAAUCCUUCCUGUUUUUCUUUCUACGCCACACAGUGCAUUGUUUUUUCUACCUGCUUGUCUUAUUUUUAGAAUAAUUUAGAAAACAAAACAAAGGCUGUUUUUCCUAAUUUUGGCAUGAACCCCUGUGUUCCAAACGAAGACGGCGCCAUGACGCGGCUCGAGACGAGGAGAGCGUGUGGCCCGUGGCACCCCGGCUGUUGGCCUCUGUCAGGGGUGCGAGGGCGCAGCAUCUGGCCGGCGCCGUCCGUCCUGCUGACGUGGUAGCUCGCGGUAUCUUGGUUCAAAUCAUGUUUGUGACUGUCACCAUUUGUAUGAAUUAUUUUAAAGAAAUAAAAGCCCCAGAAAGAGCCAGUG
This is a messenger RNA of Diceros bicornis minor, 2580 nucleotides long. It is a transcript of the gene CTBP1, whose product is annotated as C-terminal binding protein 1. Lineage: Eukaryota; Metazoa; Chordata; Mammalia; Perissodactyla; Rhinocerotidae. Gene Ontology annotation, molecular function: oxidoreductase activity, acting on the CH-OH group of donors, NAD or NADP as acceptor; transcription corepressor activity; NAD binding. The transcript has 9 exons. The coding region runs from base 500 to 1825 and encodes 441 amino acids. The record is from RefSeq and is a predicted model, not a curated record.